This is a messenger RNA of Erinaceus europaeus (western European hedgehog), 4255 nucleotides long. RefSeq names its product protein phosphatase 6 regulatory subunit 3 (gene PPP6R3). The transcript has 24 exons. Bases 155 to 2896 code for a protein of 913 amino acids. Gene Ontology annotation, molecular function: protein phosphatase regulator activity; protein phosphatase binding. Gene Ontology annotation, cellular component: cytosol; nucleus. The record is from RefSeq and is a predicted model, not a curated record. Lineage: Eukaryota; Metazoa; Chordata; Mammalia; Eulipotyphla; Erinaceidae.
GCUCUGAUUGGCUGCCGGCCGCCCGGGGGAGGGCGGGGGGAAACUCCGAGCCUUCUUGAUACGUCCGCCAUUUUGGGCGCUUCGCGGAUGGUGGCGGCGAGCGAGUUUCCCGCCUGAGCGCGACGGGCGGCGGGUCGCGGGCCCUCAGACCAGCAUGUUUUGGAAGUUUGAUCUUCACUCGUCAUCCCACAUAGACACGCUUCUGGAGAGAGAAGAUGUCACCCUGAAGGAGCUGCUGGACGAGGAGGACGUCUUGCAGGAGUGUAAGGCACAGAACCGCAAGCUGAUCGAGUUUCUGCUGAGGGCGGAAUGCCUCGGGGACCUCGUCUCCUUCAUCAUAGAAGAGCCGCCUCAGGACGUGGACGAGAAGAUCAGAUACAAGUACCCGAAUAUAUCUUGUGAGCUGCUCACGUCAGAUGUCUCCCAGAUGAACGACAGGCUGGGGGAGGACGCGUCCUUGCUCGUGAAGUUAUAUAGCUUUCUCCUCAACGACCCCCCCCUGAACCCGCUGCUCGCCAGCUUCUUCAGCAAGGUGCUAAGUAUUCUUAUCAGCAGGAAACCAGAGCAGAUCGUGGAUUUCCUGAAGAAGAAGCAGGACUUCGUAGACCUUGUCAUCAAGCACAUAGGCACGUCGGCCAUCAUGGACUUGCUGCUCAGGCUCCUCACGUGCAUCGAACCGCCGCAGCCCCGGCAGGACGUGCUGAAUUGGUUAAACGAGGAGAAAAUCAUCCAGAGGCUUGUGGAGAUAGUCCAUCCGUUGCAAGAGGAAGAUCGGCACUCGAACGCGUCACAGUCCCUCUGUGAGAUUGUCCGCCUGAGCAGAGACCAGAUGCUGCAGAUUCAGAACAGCCCGGAACCGGACCCCCUGCUGGCCACACUGGAGAAGCAGGAAAUCAUAGAGCAGCUUCUGUCAAACAUCUUCCACCAGGAGAAGAACGAGCCGGCCAUAGUCAGUGCCAUCCAGAUCCUGCUGACCCUCCUGGAGACGCGGAGACCUGCAUUCGAAGGCCACAUAGAGAUCUGUCCGCCGGGCAUGAGCCGCUCAGCGUGUCCGGUCAAUAAGAGUGUUCUAGAAGCCAUCCGAGGAAGACUUGGAUCUUUCCACGAGCUCCUGUUGGAGCCGCCCAAGAAAAGUGUGGUGAAGACGACGUGGGGUGUGCUGGACCCUCCCGUGGGGAAUACCCGCCUGAACGUCAUCAGGUUGAUAUCCAGCCUCCUGCAGACCAACACCAGCACCAUCAACCAGGACCUCGUGGAGCUGAAUAGCAUCGGGGUCAUUCUGGACAUGUUCUUCAAAUACACAUGGAAUAACUUUUUACACACACAAGUGGAGAUCUGCAUUGCACUAAUUCUUGCCAGUCCUUUUGAAAACACAGAAAACGGCACAAUCACCGAUCAAGACUCCACUGGUGACAACUUAUUACUGAAACAUCUUUUUCAGAAAUGCCAGGUCAUAGAACGGAUACUUGAAGCCUGGGAAGUGAACGAGAAGAAGCAGGCCGAGGGCGGAAGACGGCACGGCUACAUGGGCCACCUGACGAGGAUAGCCAACUGCGUCGCGCACGGCGCCGACAAGGGCCCCGGCAGCACGGCCGUGCAGCAGCUCAUCAGAGAACUGCCAGACGGAGUCCGGGAGCGGUGGGAGACCUUCUGCUCGAGCUCCUUGGGAGAGGCGAACAAGAGGAACACGGUGGAUCUAGUUACAACCUGCCAUAUUCAUUCAUCCAGUGAUGAUGAGAUUGACUUUAAAGAGACGGGCUUCUCACAGGACUCUUCCUUGCAGCAAGCCUUUUCUGAUUAUCAGAUGCAACAAAUGACGUCCAAUUUUAUUGACCAGUUUGGCUUCAACGACGAGAAGUUUGCAGAUCAAGACGACAUUGGCAAUGUUUCCUUUGAUCGCGUUGCAGAUAUCAACUUCACUCUCAAUACAAACGAAAGUGGGAACGUUGCCUUGUUUGAAGCAUGCUGUAAGGAAAGGAUCCAGCAGUUUGAUGAUGGCGGCUCUGAUGAGGACGACAUCUGGGAGGAGAGACACAUCCCAUUCACGCCGGAAUCCCAAAGGCGAUCCAGCUCAGGGAGCACAGACAGCGAGGAGAGCACAGACUCUGAGGAGGAGGACGGAGCGAAGCGGGACUUGUUUGAGUCCGCUGGUGCCGGUGCUGAAGACAAGAUGGAGGUGGACCUGAGCGAACCCCCCGGCUGGUCGGCCAACUUCGAUGUCCCUAUGGAGACAGCCCACGGGGCUCCCCUCCACUCCGUGGGCUCGGACGUCUGGAGCACCGAGGAGCCUGUGCCCACCAAGGAGACGGGCUGGGCCUCCUUCUCCGAGUUCACGGCUUCCCUGAGUGCGAAGGACUCGCUGAGGAGUAAUUCCCCGGUGGCGAUGGAGACCAGCUCGGAGCCCGCGGGGCCCCCGGCGCCCAGCACCCCCGCACUGCCGCCGCAGCCGGAAGCUCCGGGCAGCGUGGCCAUGGACGCCAGCUCGGACGGCGAGGAGGACGCGGAGGGUGCAGACAAGGUAACUGAGACAGUGAUGAAUGGCGGCCUGAAGGAGAUGCUCAGCCUCACUGUGGACGCCAAGACAGAGACCGCGGUCUUCAAAAGAGUGUUGAGAUCCUUUCGGUAUGUACCCUCAGGCGGGACAUCUGCAGGCGCGCAUCGUGCCCUCUGGGUCCCCACGUGUGCGCGCCCCUCACGCCCUCCCGCGCCCCUGCCCCCCCUCCCGCGCAUGCCCGGCCCCGGCGCCCCUGAAGAUGCUGCUUGUAAAGCGGCGGCGGAGGAGGGUCCCGCCCCGGGGGCAAAGGCCACGGUCCCCCGGCCCCCAGGCACCAGUCCCGAGCAGAGGACUGAGCCGCCGAGCGCGCCCGGGGACGCGUGUGUGAACGGCCCCGUAUGAUGCAGGGCGCACCCCGCCGCUCAGGGCGAGGCUUCCCGGACACCAGCCGCACUCAGCCUGCCAGGAACCAGGACCAGCAGCCUUUCUCCUCUAGCUCCUCAGACGCUGUACAGAGAAUUCAGACUUGUGAAAAGAUCGCACACUGACAAAUGCCCAGAAUCUCUGCGUAUGUUCAUAUCGUAUUGUCCCGAAUCACGGGUCUCCUGUGAACACCAUCCUUCCGCCCAGGCUGAUAGCGGCAGAGCUCAGGUGGCUGCGAGGACGGCUCCCUGCCUGCAUGCCUGCCUGCCUGCCUGCCUGCCUGCCUUCCGACGGCAAACACACGGGCCGACGUCUUUGAACGUAGCUACUGGGCAGUUAUUAGUGUGACCAAAGUAUUAAGCCAUUUCAUACCCUUUUCACCUUGUACAAAAUUCUGGAUUCGUUUUUUGUUUGUUUGUUUCUUUGUUUGUUUUUCCUCCUCCCAAGUUGGCAAGGAAUUGUAGGACUGAGAAUGCCCCCAGUGUUAUUUUGGUUGUUUUAAAGGUGAUUUCGAAUAAGAAAUAUUUGGUGUUCUUUUUAUAUCCCGUUUUUGAUUGGUAACUGUUUUCUGUAUUGUUUAAGGAGAUCAAAAACGUGAGUCUAUCGGUAGAGAUGAACUAUUUAUUGCUCCGGCUUAGUUGCUGAGUCGCCGUGACCGUGAAGCCACGUGCCCCGCUCAGGUCUGGUCUGCUGGGCCGCGGGCCGCUGGCCGCUGCCGGGGACCCGAGGCUGCCGGGCGUCUGUGGCUUGUGGUUUCGGGGUGUGUGUUUGUUUGUUGUUUUGUUUUUCGUUCCUCUUUUUGUUUUCGUAGUUCAUCUGCCUUUCAACCCACUCACUGAAAUUUCCCUCGUUCACAAGCGUCACUGACGACCCAGAACGAGCCAGAGCUGUGUGCCCCGCGGCCCGGCCCGGCCCGGCCCGGCCCUCGCAUGCCCGCGUCUCACUCCCCGGGGAGCUGUUCGCGCGUCGAUCCAAAACCAGUGUAUUUUUCUAGAACUGGUUGUGUACAUAGUGAUUAUGGAGACUGAUCCGAUGUAAUUUAUAAUUUUCUAUGUCGAUGCCAAGAUACAUCGCAGCCUUCUCAGACAGCUCAAGCAGCCGGCUGUACCGGCGCGCCGUCCUCCGGAGAGAGGCAGACCCCUCACCCUCGCACUUGGAGAUGCUGAGCAGUUUUUCAUUUCUGGAAAAGAAAAGUACUCACAUAUUUUUACAUCGUUUCUUUUUCCUGACCAGUAUUGAAAAAACCAAAAGGAUAUUCUGGAAAGUGGCCCACGAUUUUUCUAGAACUAGCAGCCUCCCAGCCGUGUGCCUCACCCGGAAAUAAAAGGAUCAAAUGUC